Salvelinus namaycush (lake trout) is the source of this 1100-nucleotide messenger RNA. Its product is annotated as G-protein coupled receptor 26-like. Gene Ontology annotation, molecular function: G protein-coupled receptor activity. Gene Ontology annotation, biological process: adenylate cyclase-activating G protein-coupled receptor signaling pathway. The transcript is spliced from 3 exons. The record is from RefSeq and is a predicted model, not a curated record. Gene Ontology annotation, cellular component: membrane. Lineage: Eukaryota; Metazoa; Chordata; Actinopteri; Salmoniformes; Salmonidae. The coding region runs from base 81 to 1100 and encodes 339 amino acids.
ACGGUGGAAUCAUGGUGGAUAUUAAGUGUAUAUUAUCUACAGGUGCAUGCAAAACGCAAGUGGACUUUUUCAAGUGAGACAUGGACUUUGCGGAAAUUAUCUUCACGUUGUUCAUUGUUGUGGUCGCAAUUGUCUCGUUGUUGUCGAACUUGCUGGUGCUGCUAUGUUUUGUCCAGAGCACCGAGAUCCGCCGACAGGUACCGGGUAUAUUCAUCAUGAACCUGUCUUUUUGCAACAUACUUAUCACCCUUUUAAACAUGCCAUCGACAUUGGUGGGGAUUGUCAGAAACCACCAGCCUUUUGGGGAUUGCCUUUGCCAUACAGUGAGCUUUCUGGAGACCUUUUUGACUGCGAACACCAUGUUGAGUAUGGCAGCACUCAGUAUAGACCGGUGGAUAGCAGUGGUGUUCCCCUUGAGUUACUCCAGUAAAAUGCGCUACAAGGACGCAGUGAUCAUGAUGUGCUACUCGUGGCUCCACUCCCUCACGUUUUCCCUCAUCGCCCUCCUGUUCUCCUGGGUUGACUAUAGCCACAUUUACGCCUCGUGCACAUUGCAUUUGAGCGAGGAGAGCGACAGGAUCAAGUUUACAAUUUUCACCGUCGUUUUCCACGCCAGUAGUUUCCUGCUCUCCCUGCUGAUCCUGUGCUUCACCUAUCUGAAGGUGCUAAAAGUUGCCCGCUUUCACUGCAAGAGGAUUGACGUUAUAACCAUGCAGACGCUGUUCUUGCUGGUGGAUAUUCACCCAUCUGUGAAACAAAGGUGUCUGGUAGAACAAAAGAGAAGGAAACAGAGAGCCACCAAGAAAAUCAGCAUUUUCAUUGGGUCAUUCAUCAUCUGUUUUGCUCCCUAUGUUAUUACGAGGUUGACCGAGCUGCUUCCCUUUGUGGGCAUCAACCGCCACUGGGGAAUUGUCAGUAAGUGCCUGACAUACAGCAAAGCGGCGUCUGACCCCUUUGCCUACUCCCUCCUGCGUCUACAGUACAAGAAGGUCCUGGUUACCGUCGUCAACCGGUUGCUGCGCCGUGACCUGUACCCCUCAUCUGGCCACAACAGCUCUCUGGACACGGAGAACGACUACUCUCUCCAGAGGAUCAGUUAA